Aspergillus melleus is the source of this 684-nucleotide messenger RNA. RefSeq lists its product as uncharacterized. The coding region runs from base 1 to 684 and encodes 227 amino acids. The transcript is spliced from 2 exons. Gene Ontology annotation, molecular function: iron ion binding; monooxygenase activity; heme binding. NCBI's taxonomy places the organism in Eukaryota, Fungi, Ascomycota, Eurotiomycetes, Eurotiales, Aspergillaceae. The record is from RefSeq and is a predicted model, not a curated record.
AUGACGAUCUAUCCAGAGGUCCAGCGGAAAGCGCAAGAAGAAAUCGAUCGCGUGGUGGGAUGCACUCGCCUCCCGAACGCCAAAGACCGCGGGAGCCUACCUUACAUCGAUGCGCUCGUCAAAGAGACCCUACGAUGGAAGCCAGUAGCGCCUAUGGGUCUUCCGCAUACCAGCACAGCAGACGAUAUUUUCGAGGGGUAUUUUCUCCCCAAGGGGACGACGGUGUUGGCGAACGUUUGGUAUUUCACACAUAAUCCAGCAACAUACCCCGACCCAAUGUCUUUCCAUCCCGAACGCUUCCUACCGACAGACAAGAAACCCACAUCGGAGCUUGAUCCCCACCGCUUUGCUUUCGGGUUUGGACGACGCAUGUGUCCCGGCCGCUUCCUCGCCGAUUCGAUGAUCUUUCUGAACAUUGCGCAGUCACUGGCAGUGUUUAAUAUCGGCAAGGGGAAAACAACCGAUGGGGUAGACAUUGAGCCGGAUAUAGGGUUCAAGCCGGGGGUUGUUAGCCAUCCGCACCCGUUCACGGCUACAAUUACGCCACGGAGUGAAAAGCACGAGCAGCUGGUGAGGGGUAUUGAGAAGGUGUUCCCUUGGCAAAGAGGUGAUGCGGAUAAAUUAGAUGGAAGGUGGAAUGUUCGUGGGCAUGAGCGAGGCCAUGACACGAAGGCAGAGGUCUAG